Messenger RNA from Gasterosteus aculeatus aculeatus (three-spined stickleback), 2639 nucleotides. Its product is annotated as perforin-1-like. Gene Ontology annotation, cellular component: membrane. Gene Ontology annotation, molecular function: calcium ion binding; wide pore channel activity; pore-forming activity. The record is from RefSeq and is a predicted model, not a curated record. Gene Ontology annotation, biological process: immunological synapse formation; defense response to virus; T cell mediated cytotoxicity. Lineage: Eukaryota; Metazoa; Chordata; Actinopteri; Perciformes; Gasterosteidae.
CUGAGCUCGUACAGACCACCGGCUCCUCCCCUCGCAAAGUCGACAAAACCACUCAUGUUUCCCUUGUCUCUCAAAGACCACCCUCACCUCACCCCCUCACCACCGCCUGCUUUUGUUCUUACUUAUAAAGGCCAGGCACUGAUAUUCGUGCUCACAUUCCGUUUCUCAAGAGCGGCGUGAACAGGCAAGACGAAGGAUUGACCCUCAGCUCGCAUCCAUCACCGAGGCGAGACAUGUCUCUGUUGAAUAUUUGCGUCCACGCCGGCCUCAUGCUGUCCCUCCUUCAGCGCUCGAGUCAAUCGUGCACAGAUGGGACACCCAGUCAGUGCGCGGGGGCAGAAUUAGCUCCGGGUACCAACAUGGCCGGGGAAGGCUUUGAUAUCACCAAAAUGGAGCGUAAGGGCUCCUUUGUGCUCAACAUGAGCAGGUGGAAGCGCAAGGAUAAGACGUGCACCCUGUGCACCAACCCCUAUUUGGAGAACCAAAAGCAAAAGCUCCCGUUGUCGGUGGUGAACUGGAGGCCGAUGCAGUCCUGCAGCAUGAAGGUGGGCACUGCGCUCCACCAAUCCAGCGAGUCCCUGGUCAACUCCCUCACCUCUUCUGUGGAGAACAACUGGAAGGUCAAUCUGGAUGUCGACACGGGAGGGCGAAGCGCCUCCGUGAUGCUCGCUGGCACCAAUUCUAAAGUGGCUGAAUACUCCAUGGAAAAAUCCAAGAAGGACAAGUUCAGCUUCGCGAGCCACAGCUUUUCCUGCGAGUUCUACAGCUACGGAGUGUCCAGCAAUCCCGGAUUGAGCGGAGAAUUUAAAAAAGCAUUGAAGAAACUACCGAAAACGUACAGCCCUGAAAAUAAGCAGCGGUUUUACAAACUGAUCGACAACUUCGGCACUCAUUACAUCACCAAGGUGAAGAUGGGAGGAAGCGUGCGAUCUGUGACCAGCAUCAGGCAGUGCCAGGCCAGCCUGAAUGGAAUCAGCUCGCAGGAGGCGGAGAUGUGCCUGGAGGCCGAGGCGUCCGCCAGCUUCAAAGCUGAACUCAAAACUGAAACAAAACACUGCCAGAAGGACAUCAACAAGAGGGAAAGACAGGAGUCCUUCUCCAGCAUCUUCAACGACAGGUUCACAGAAACAAAGGGGGGUCACACCCAGGACGCGGACCUUCUCUUCUCUUCGCAAAAAAAUCCAUCAGCCUACAAAGAAUGGCUGAACACCCUGCCACAGAAUCCAGACAUAGUGUCCUGUUCCCUGGACUCGCUUCACGAGUUACUCCCCGUCAAUUCCCCCGUUCGUAAGAACAUGCGCGCCGCCAUCAGCCAUUACAUCCUGGAGAAAGGCCUGUGGAGGAACUGCAGCAGCAGCUGCCGGGCCGGCGUCAAGAGCGACCCGAGGGACACCUGCGUCUGCCAAUGCCACAACGACCCCAGCGUGAACAGAGACUGCUGCCCGACCCGUAAGGGCAUGGCGCGGGUCAUCAUCACGGUGCAGCGGGCGCACGGCCUCUGGGGAGACCACACCAGUGCCACCGACGGCUACGUGAAGGUGUUCCUCGGAGACGUGCCCCAGCGUACGCCUGUCAUUAUGAACAACAACUCCCCGCACUGGGCCAUGGUGAUGGACCUGGGUUCCCAGGACGUGUCCUCCGGGAAAAAUGUGAGAUUCGAAGUGUGGGAUCAGGACAACACGUGGGACGACGACCUGCUGGGAACGUGCAACCAAGUUCUCCAGGCUGGAGUCAAGGAGGAGGUCUGCGCCCUGCAGCACGGCCAGCUCUUCUACAAGGUAGAUGUGAAAUGCGCUCCGAAUCUGAGCGGAGCCACGUGCACGGACUACAAGCCUUCGCCCAUGAGUCAAGGUCUGCAGAGCAUGUACGUGUCCCGCCAUGCGCAUCCUAUCCCAAAGGCCAUCCUGCGGGAGAUGGGGGUGUUUGUGGAUGGAACCAGCUCGCUGACAAACCAGAGUCUCGCGGCUGAAAUGUCAAAGUUUGAUGAGAUGUAACAGUUGUGUGUGUCCUCGCUGAUGCUUUCAGAGCCACGUCGCUCGUUGCAUUAGAUCAAUUGAUAAUGGUUAUUACCGAAAAAAAACAACAACCCCAUUACUGGAAUCCGUUGUUAAUUAGCUGCUGAUCGCAAAGAGUGAGACGCGUGUCUGUUGGGGAAGAAUGUUUCAUGUUUUCUGUCGACUGCCGACCUGCAACACAAUCGUGUAAAAUGCUCAGUUUUUGAUUCAGUUUAAUUAAGAUUUAAGUCUGCCACAGCUUGUGUGUGCACGUGUUGGACAGAAGAGCGUUCUGCAUGAAGUCUCUGAGGAAUUGACAGCAGCAAAAGAUCCAGAUGACUGAACAGCACAACUAAAAUGUUUAAAGAAAAGAUAUUUGUGUACCUGGUGUGUGUAUUUGUGUCGUAUUGCACCAUUCAUUCUGCAGAGUUGUUGUGGCUGUCGAGAUGUGAGUUCCACCGAGGUUUCACUUGUAAACGCAUUCAUGGCUUAUUUUCAUCGCGCAUAACAUGCUUGCAGAUUGUACACAUUUUGUAAUUGGAUUUGCAUUUUGUUAUGCAUACAAGCUAAUAAUAGAGUGCAUUGUAAUCACACCAUUGUAUUUUUGAUGUUUAACCAUAAUAAAAGGACAACAUCUGUUUGUAA